Anoplopoma fimbria (sablefish) is the source of this 1615-nucleotide messenger RNA. RefSeq names its product nuclear factor I/C (gene nfic). The record is from RefSeq and is a predicted model, not a curated record. Lineage: Eukaryota; Metazoa; Chordata; Actinopteri; Perciformes; Anoplopomatidae. Gene Ontology annotation, molecular function: DNA-binding transcription factor activity, RNA polymerase II-specific; RNA polymerase II cis-regulatory region sequence-specific DNA binding. Gene Ontology annotation, biological process: regulation of transcription by RNA polymerase II. Gene Ontology annotation, cellular component: nucleus.
UGAUAGAAAUGAAUGUGGAAUGAUAACGACUGACAGCGUGAGAUGGGCAGGCGUUGAGAUCAGCUUUAACUUCCCCCGUUGGCGGCUCAGCUUCGAAAUGGAUGAGUUCCAUCCAUUCAUUGAGGCUCUGCUGCCCCAGGUCCGUGCCUUUGCCUACACAUGGUUCAACCUCCAGGCCAGGAAAAGGAAGUACUUCAAAAAACAUGAGAAAAGGAUGACCAAAGAAGAAGAGAGAGUUGUAAAAGAUGAACUGCUGGGGGAGAAGGCAGAGGUGAAACAGAAGUGGGCCAGCCGUCUUUUGGCCAAGCUAAGAAAGGACAUUAGACCUGAAUGCAGAGAAGACUUUGUCCUGUCAAUCACUGGAAAGAAAGCUGCAUGCUGCGUCCUGUCAAACCCUGACCAGAAAGGCAAAAUGAGACGCAUAGACUGUCUCCGACAAGCUGACAAGGUGUGGAGGUUGGACCUGGUGAUGGUCAUCCUGUUUAAAGGAAUCCCAUUGGAAAGCACAGAUGGAGAGCGGCUGGUCAAGGGAGGACAGUGCUCCAAUCCAGUACUCUGUGUCCAGCCUAGACACAUCUCUGUCUCUGUCAAAGAGCUUGACCUCUACCUCGCUUACUAUGUGCAAGAGAGAGAGGCAGAUCAGAGCAGCAGUCCCAGUCGUACAGGUGUGGGUUCUGACCAGGAGGACAGUCGAACUACCACAAUGGAUGGUCCAGAGUUCCAGGAGAGUUUUGUGACAUCAGGCGUUUUCAGUGUCACUGAGCUGGUCCAGGUCUCAAGAACUCCAGUAGUCACAGGAGUAGGACCUAGUUUCUCUAUGGGGGAGCUCCAGGGUCAUCUGGCAUACGACCUCAACCAGUCUGUCAACCAGCCAGUCAGCCUCAGACGAUCACUGGCCAGCACCUCAUCCAGCGGGAGUAAGCGUCAUAAGUCUGGCUCUAUGGAGGAAGAGGCUGACAGUCCAGGAGGGGAGUAUUACCCCUCACCUUCCUCUCCUGCCAGCAGCUCCAGGAACUGGACUGAUGACAUGGAAGGAGGUCUGUCUCCUCCAGUGAAGAAAGCAGAGCUGGACAGUCCCUCUUCCCAGGAAGACUCACCAAGACUAGGCUCCUUCACUCAGCACCACCGGCCAGUCAUAGCUGUUCACAGUGGUCUGUCUCGGAGUCCCCACCCCUCGUCAUCUAUUCAUUUCUCACCCUCGUCCUAUUUCCCCCAUGGAGCGAUCCGCUAUCCUCCUCACCUAGCCCAGGACCCCCUCAAAGAUCUGGUCUCAUUGGCCUGCGACCCUGCCAAUCAAACCCCAAGCUCACUGAAUGGCAACAAUCAAGGGAAAGUGCCCAGUCACUACAUAUCCUCUCAGAUGUGCCCCCCUGGACCUGCACCCUCCCUUGCUCCUCCUCCAUCCUCCUUACCCAGGCCGACUCUGCCUGCAGAGUCAAAGGCCACUAGCACCUCCUCUGAUGGGGGAGCAAACUCCCCCACAUCACCCAUCUUGGUAUCUGGGCAACUAAGUGAACUGUGGAGGAAAGGUGAUUGUCAAAGCAGCACUGUCCUGGAGGAAAGGAAACGAUGCUGUCAUGACAUUACCAGAGGAAAAAUAUAUUCAUCUUUAUAG